CUACUGUGAGCGCCGUCGUGGGGGACCCCAAGAUCUCCACAUGCCGUGGGGGAACUGGAAGAGUCCACUGGUUCUUCUCGCCGUCGGCACAAUUCACAGCUGUCUGGACGACGUCAUGCUCGGACUUACGACGCAAUCAUUCGGUGACAUGCAAUUACGAGCGGCUUCAAUGGCAUCUCAAGAAAUACGAGGAGCUAUGCUCGCCAAAAUAUCUGGACCUACGGAAGAAGAUCCGUUUAACAGCCAAAGUGUGGUCUGGAUGGUGGGGGAACAAAAGUGGCCACUGAGUAUGGUUGUGAACCCAAGAGACUUCGUCAACUUGUGUGCCUGUGGGAUCAUCACAACAGCAAACGGUGACCGUAUCGGGUACGAGAUUGUUCAGCCGGCACAACUACCUCAGUGUCCCGAACUUCCAGGCUCAAUAAAGCGGGGAAAAUUCAUGUACGGGGCACUAUUUCGAGAGGAGAACGGGGCUGUCGACGUCUACAUUUAUGUCCACGUAGAGACUAUGGGCGCUGGUGUGAACGCUGUAAUGAUGAACGGGAUCUGGAGUUCCAUUCUUGGGUUUUGGAAAGCUCCAAGUUUUUCAGAAGAGAAAAAACUCGAAUGGUGCGUCAUCACCAACGCUGUAAAGAGGGCGAGCAGUAAGCGCAAGACAUCGGAGACUAAAUCACGGACGGAUCUUCCGUCUUGUAGUCGCUGUACAGCUGUCCUAGUGCCGCGAAACCAAAGCGAGUAUUCCCGAGGGACCAUUACAUGUGCAGCGUGUGCGUCGAUUUUGUGCUUUAGCUGCAGUGUGAAGCGCACCAUUAAAACGACCACGGGAAGCAGCAAAGGCGCGGUGACUCGAAAUGUAGCUAUCAGAUUGUGUAAGAACUGUUUGAAACUUAUCGAGAAGGAGAGCGCAGCUAAAAUUGCGUGGGAGCAGUACCAAUACCGUCUCAUGUAUUCCGCGACGGACACUUGCAGCAGCAGUCAACCGCUGUGGGGCCUCGCUGAUGACUCAGCAAUGUUUAUGUGGUCCCCAGACCGACACUUCUCCAUUUCAGACGUUUACUCUGACGGAGAAGAAACAUGGCUGACGUAGCGCCCAAUACGAAA
Molecule: messenger RNA, 1101 nt
Organism: Phytophthora infestans T30-4
Lineage: Eukaryota; Oomycota; Peronosporomycetes; Peronosporales; Peronosporaceae
Exons: 1
Coding region: 41-1087 (348 amino acids)
Source: RefSeq, a predicted model, not a curated record